AUAUGGCCUUUUUCCGAGAUAACCUGUUGAAGCAUCAUCGUGAGGUUUUGAUGACACAGCUUGUUCCAAUGCAACGAUCGAUUGGGAUGUUCUUAAUCGACACUUCUACAAUGCGCUCGCUGCUCUUACCCUCACCAAACCGGUGUCUGGAACUGUUUCACAGACUAUUGCCUGUGGAUGCGCGAGCUGAGGUAGACCGGUUGGUGCAAGAGACACAGGAAGCGGAUUACACGUUAUCUCUCACUCCGAGCACCACCGUCGACUUUGUCAAACAUCUGGAAUUCUUGGUUCACAUGCAGACAAGGAUCGAACCGAUAGAAAAGGAAGCUGACGUGGUGAAAGAGAUAUACGACAUGAUAGAAUCCUUCAGUGUACCAGUCCCACCUGAAGAUUACGCUGUUUAUC
This is a messenger RNA of Opisthorchis viverrini, 405 nucleotides long. RefSeq lists its product as hypothetical. The transcript is spliced from 2 exons. Gene Ontology annotation, biological process: microtubule-based movement. The annotation marks the transcript as partial. Gene Ontology annotation, molecular function: minus-end-directed microtubule motor activity; dynein intermediate chain binding; dynein light intermediate chain binding. The record is from RefSeq and is a predicted model, not a curated record. Lineage: Eukaryota; Metazoa; Platyhelminthes; Trematoda; Opisthorchiida; Opisthorchiidae. Gene Ontology annotation, cellular component: dynein complex.